CGGUAAUAAGCCCCAUCAUCAACAGACUUUCCUUCAUCAUCAUGGUUGUGUUCUCAGACGAUACCGGUUCGUUGCGCUGCUGGAAAUGGAGAGCAUUCUUCAAGGCCAACAAGCCCGUGGCUCGGAGGACUUCCUCGUCAAUAAUUACUUUGGGUCAUUCAACGCGGUGAACAUAAUCAUACUCAUAAUAUUCAACCCUGCGAGAGGGAGAUUACCAGGGGAUGAUGGAUUAUGGAGCGUGCUAGUUAGUUAUAGAUUACUAGUUCAAUCUUGGGUAACUUUAGUGGCUAUUGGCCACCCCAUCCCAACGAAGUCGUGCAGUAGUAUGUCUAUUGACCCGGUUGGCUCCAAUUACUGAUCGCGAAGAAGCGAUCCAUUCAUGAUCCGUCCAAAAAGCAAAUGAUCGACCGAAAGGUGGUCGUUGGAAAGCGACAGCUCACCAGCUGUCGGAGGGGGUAAUAGAUUGAUUAUUAACAAUUGGAACA
Molecule: messenger RNA, 485 nt
Organism: Aspergillus brunneoviolaceus CBS 621.78
Lineage: Eukaryota; Fungi; Ascomycota; Eurotiomycetes; Eurotiales; Aspergillaceae
Exons: 1
Coding region: 86-358 (90 amino acids)
Source: RefSeq, a predicted model, not a curated record